UUCACCUCACAAGAGCAGCCAAUAUGCUUUGCCCCAAUGGAUUAAACUAUUUUCACUUCUCUCUCUCCCUCCCUGGGCGCCCUUUUUGCAUCCAGGAAUAUGUCUGUGGGGGUUGCUCAGCUAGAUCGCUCUGACCUCAGGUCAUACACCCUUAAGAACACACAGGGGGGGAACACUGGUGAUAUGUGCUAAGGUGAAAGGGUACUUUGGACAAAGAGCAUGGCCUCAGAAAACAUUUUUAUUGGAAUAGGGAAUAAUACAUAUAUAAUGAUUGCAUGUUAGUGAUUUAAACAACAAUGUGGUCUAUAGAAUAAAAAAGCAGCUUAAAAAGUAUCUAGCAUAUAACUUAAAUAUCAUCUCUGUAUUCAUUCAAUGCUUAUUAAAUAUAAUCAAGCAUAAGACUGCACAGUAUUAUCUACCUUAUAUGAUAAAUUAGUUCAUUCUCACCUCUGAAUAAACAUACUAUUUUUCUGUCUGCCCUCUUAUGCGUCAACUAUUAGUCAAUUUCACAGUACAGACCAUGUCCCAUUUUUUCAAUAGCCAUUCUGAGAUAGAUGGAGGAGGCAACAUUUCCUCAUUUAUAGCUAUUUUGGCUGUUGUGAAUAAAAUGACCACCUUUUCAAUAGCAUCCUGCAUUACCAGAUAUUUCAAAUAGCAGAACAGUACUUCUGGAUCCAAAGAUAAAUCAUGACCGAUCAUUUAUUCAAUAUUCUCUACAAUCAGUAGCCAGUCGGAAACAAUUUUAGGACAGCUUCAGAAAAUAGGAGCCAGACUUGCUCCAGAAUUGCCACAUCUUCGGUAAAUGUUAUUAAUUGUUGCAUAUAUAUAUGGCCGCAUCCGGAUGGUAUAAGAUACUGUCCGUGUUUAGGGAGGAGGAAUUCUCCAGUUAACCUUCCCACCCUCUCACACUAAAUUACAGGCACGGGCAUUGCCUCAGAGUUGGGGAGGAGGGAAGUAUAUUCACUCCACUCCUUCACCUAUCAGUAGGAGCAAAGCUCUGUGUUCCUCUCCGGGAGUCCACCAGACCAACAAACCCCAUCCCUACUUAUCAUCUCAUUUUCGGCAGCCCUUGCCUUAAAUAAAGCCCUACAUUUAGGACACUCCUCCCUGCUUCCAGCUUGCUCCUUCUCCCCUGGCCAGGCAAGUGGAUUGACCACCCAAUCCCUGGCCUCCCAAGGAGCCUUUCCCUCCAACUCUACCCCCCCCCCCCCGCUCACUAGCAUUUCCACACAGGGCUGCAGCUGUGGGGCAGACUUCAUCAUUAUUCCAUCUCCACCACUCUGCUGCUUCUUUGGCUGCACCCACCCCACCCGCUCCCAGUAGCUGUUGCCCGCCUCUCCAAGCCCUUGCUGACUUCUGCAAGGGAAUUGCUGGGCUCCCAGGAACUGGAGCCCUCAGCCUCUCUCAGCACACCACCGUUUGACCAGGUAAACAACCCUGCCUCAUGGAGGAGGGUAGGGAAGCCCGACAGAUACCAUCUAAACACAAUUUUGUGGAAACUCUAAGAUUUGUACAAUAUGUAAGAUGUGUAAUGUUUGUUUAGAUCCAAUUCCAAAUCACCUCAGAGACUGACUUCCCAAGAUUUCUUUCCAUUUACUGUAUUUUAGGUUUUAUAUCUAUGAUGUCUCUGUAUAUGCUUUUUACUGGCCUCAGAACACAUAGAGAAAGAACAAAUUGCUAACAUUUGUCUUCUCAGAACACUUGCAAGUAUCCUGCCUCAGGACUCCCCACACAAACAUCCAGGAACUCAGGAUGUAAGGCCAAUACAAAUCUCACAGGGUUGGAGUACUGUGCCUCAAGGCUACUUGAAUGGGCAGCAGAUCUCAUUAGGCCAUGAUCACAGUGGCAUGGGUGCCUUUGCAGAUGUGCCGGAGAUGACAAGGGCAGCAUAGGACAGAAACAGUCCUUAUUUGUAUGACAUCCCCUAAACAUUAGAGUCAUUUGUUAUUAUUUCUCAAUCUCAUUAGUGACUGUGCACCAGGGGUAAAGUUCCCCCCACCAGUCAGCAAGAAUGCUCAAAAAUAAGCAGUACUUCUGCUGUGUCAGGAACACCACCUAUUUCUUCCUAGAGGAGGAUUCUACUGUAGUAGUAAUGCCUAGAGUUUGCUUUUCUACUUGCUGUAAACUGCAUAUCUGCUCCAAUGUGCCCCUUAGGCAGUGCCUUCUGGGUCUGCUGCUGCAGAUGUGGUGCCCUCUGCCCCCAAGUUCUCUGGCAUUGUUUGUAUUGUCUCACCUGCAAGUGCCUUUUUUCAGAGGAUAUAUUUCCUCCAUUCUAGGGGGCAUCACACUUGGCACCCACCUUCCCAGUGGGCUGCUCAUAUGAGCAUUGGCUGCCUUUGCCUGUCUUUUUUUACUAUACUCACAUUUCUUGCCUUUCUGUGUGUGCCUGUAAAAAAGGCUGCUCUUUCCUCAAGCAGGGAUUGUACCUUUAGGGGGAGAAUACACAUUCCCCGAGGAGACAUUAGGCAGCUGACUGUCAUGUCACUUAUCACAUCCCUUCCCCUCUCUCUAUGUGCCUGUCUUUUCCCCUGGCAGAAGGGUUAUUGUGCUGCUUGGGUCUUUCACAUCUUGCCUGUGUUGAUGGGAUGCUUCCCACCUAACAUGAUGAGUUUCAGCAUUUGGUAUAUUUAUGAUGGCAUUGUGAAUGUUUCCUGUCACUGAAUUUGUGCCUUGUCUGUAAUGAGGGUGUUGAAUUAAUUAAGCAAAGUAAGUGAGGUGUUCUCACCAUUUAUGGACAUCAUCAGGAGCAGAGUUGUGAGUAGCAGGUCUUUGGGAAUGUCUAUUGCUGCUUUGCUGGAUUUCGUUUUCACUACUAUUGUGUGUCUUAUCUUAUGUAGCUGCUAGAAGAACAUAGAAACCCAAUUAGUUAUGAUAGUAUAAACUCUGGUAUAGCAGUGGACAUUUUAGGUUGGACCAUAGCAUUGCCCUGCCCAUUUCUUCUCCAAAUUAUGUUUGCAUUGCAUACAUAUAUAAUUUUCAUGAAUACAUAAGCACAUAUAAAGGCUAGGGAUGUGCACAAAACUGGUUCACCGGUUCAGUUUAAAUUCGAACCGGGUUUAAACUGGGAGGGGUGGUUAAGUUUUGGUUUUGCUCGAACCGCCCCCCCCCCAGCAGUUUAGUUCAAAUUCGAACCUUUUUGAAUCAGUUUGAACUGGUUCGAGCCUCAAAAAGUAGGUUGAGUGAUAGGCACCCUUGGGUGCCAACUACUACCCAAACCCUAAAUCAGUUGGACAUUCCUACAAUUUUAAAUGACUUUUAAAAAUAUUUGUCAUUAUUGCCCAUAAUUCCCUAUGUGGAGUACUUAGGGGCAAAAAAAACCCUGCCCACCACACACCAAUUCCCAAGGCAAUUGGGUGCUCCUAGUAUUAAUGGUGAUUUUUUUUUUUAAAAAAAAUUCCCAUAGGAUAUAAUGUAGAUUUGGGGCAGCCCCAACCCGUACUCUGGGGAGUGGCAGGACACAGGAGAAGAAGACAAGAAGACAAAGAGGACACACAGGGCAGGGCAGAGAGAAGGCAAGAAAGGGGGAAGAGGGGGAAAAGAAAAGAGCAGCACAGUCUGAAGGACUCACACCAGCAGUUAGCUCAGAGCUCAGAGUAUACGGUCCAGAUCCAACAACUGCAGCCAAAGAGAAUUUUCCAGGCCAGAGGCUUGGCUUAAAUAGGUUUGAAACUCCCUCCUUUGGAAGCCCCCACCUUUGCACUCCCCCCUUGGCCAACAGGGUGCCAGCUCUCAAACAGUGGCACAGUCAGCAGCCUACCAGAGCACAAGACUCAUUCUGGCCAAUCACAGGAUCAAUAGUCCAGCCAAUGCAAAGUCUGCAAAUUGAGCGCAACAAGGCUCACAAAAUGGAGGACAGAAGGGAGCAAAACAAUGACACACAAAAUGGAGGACAGACACAGCAGAGAAACAAACAGGCCCUAGGGAGUCCAUGGCACCUUUGAACUGGUCCGAAUUCAGUUCGAACUUGGACCAGAAGGGCAAAACCAGAACCCUGUCUGGUCCGAGUUGGAACCUUCAAACUGAGCCGGUUUGAACUCGAACCGGACUGCACAUCCCUAAUAAAGGCUCUACACUCAAUCUGUGUGUAAAGCCAAAAGUGGGUUUGCGGGGAGAGUAGACUUGACCCAUUCUCCCCGUCGAUGAGCAAGAAGUCCUCUCUGGGUAGUUGGAUCAGCUGCCCAGAUGAUUACCAGCUUCGUCACCUUUUCCCUUUUAAACAAACUAACAGGAAGAGGGGAGAUUUUCAGGGGCUUUUUCUCUUUAAGGGGUAGGUCUUAGUGUGUGUGUGUGUGUGUGUGUGUGUGUGUGUGUGUGUGUGAGAGAGAGAGAGAGAGAGAGAGAGAGAGAGAGAGAGAGAGAGAGAGAGAGAGAUUUGCUAGGGUUAGCAUUUCCCAGGGCUAGGAUUUGUUAGGGCUCCAGCGUUUUACUUUGUUGUCCCUUCCUGGAGGGGGUGGAGUUAGCUAAGGCUGGGAGAGGCCCCACAUUCCCUUGACUCACAUCCUGUGUCUCAGUUGGAAGGCUACUCUACAUAAGAGGUGAAGGCCCGAGAGCAUAGUGAACAGGGAUAGCAAACAGGACGUAAGAGUUUUGCAGGAGUUUAGUGGGAAGUGUGUGGGGGAACCUGGAACAAACCCCUGGGAUCACAAGGAGCCUGGUGGAGAAGAGAACGUAAGUACAAAUCCCUCCCUCGUAUCCCUCAUAUUCUUGGGAAAGGCUGUUUGGACAGAUAAAUAGCUGACCUACAGCUGAGACCUGUCCUAAUAAACUAUCUAAUAAACAGAUAAUAAACUACUUCUAAUAAACUAUUUCUAAAUACUGUAAACAGCCAACAAAAACAGUAUGAGGACAGAAAGUCAGUAGGGGAAGGGGCACUUCCCAGUGUAUUGCACAGAGUGCCACGUGUAUGACUAUUUGCCCCAUGGGCAGAAGUCAUGGGUGUGUGCUCGGUGCAAGGAGCUCCUGGCCCUCAGGGGACAAAUUCGUUCUCUUGAGACCAAGGUGGCAGAUGUGGAUAAGCUCAGAGAGACAGAGAGGCAUGUGGUCGAGACCUUCAGGGAAGUGAUAGAGGCACCCCACUCCAGGGCUGGUAGCUCCUCUGCUGUCAGGGAGAAUGAAGGUCUGGGGCAAGGAGGACAUCAGUCUGAAGAAGAAGAAAAUGCUCCUUUAGAAGGGACCCCUUCCAUGGAUGAUGAGCCCAUAUCCUCUCACACGGGGGAUACUCCUCUGGGCGGGGGCCUCCUUGUAGUGGGUGAUUUGAUCAUUAGAGGUAUAGAGAGAUGGGUUUGUGACCCGCGUGUUGCCCACACGGUGACUUGCCUGCCUGGUGUGAAGGUUGCAGACAUCACACAGCGUCUAGACAGGCUCCUAGGCAGUGCUGGGGAGGAGAGAGCUGUCGUGGUGCACGUUGGCACCAACGAAGUGGGGAAAUGUAGUUGGGAGGUCCUGGAAGCCCAAUUUAGGCUGAUAGGUAGCAUUUUGAAGUCCAGGACCCCCAAGGUAGCAUUCUCAGAAAUGCUACCUGUUCCACACACAGGUACAGUUAGACAGGCAGAGCUGAAGGGUUUCAAUGUGUGGAUGAGACGUUGGUGCCGGGAGGAGGAGUUUAGAUUUGUUAGGCACUGGGAUACAUUUUGGGGCAAGCAAGGCCUGUACAAAAGGGACGGGCUGCACUUGAACCAAGAUGAAACCAGACUGCUGGCGCUUAAAAUCAAAAAGGUUGCAGAGCAGCUUUUAAAAUGAUGUCUGGGGAACUGCCGAUGGGAGCUGGGCAGUAUCCUGUUUGGCAAAAGCCAUCCCUUAAAGUGUGCAGGUGCAAAGGAUUCAGAUAAAAGAGAAGGGGACAGAGCAGAACCUCAUAAAGAGCAGAUGGGAGCCUGUGCCAGCAGGUCAAAGAGUCAAAAUAAUAGCACACAUCAGGCAAGAGAUUCAGCGUAUAGGUGCUUAUAUGCCAAUGCCAUAAGCCUCCGAGCCAAGAUGGGUGAGCUGGAGUGCUUGGUUGCUAACACAGAAAUAGAUAUAGUGGGCAUAACAGAAACAUGGUGGAACAGUGAGAACCAGUGGGACACUGUUAUCCCUGGGUAUAAACUCUAUAGAAAGGAUAGGGAGGGGCGCCUUGGAGGAGGGGUAGCACUGUAUGUUAAAGAAGGGAUAGAAUCUAACAAGCUAGAAAACCUAGGUGGACUGGAGUCCUCCACAUAAACCCUGUGGGUGACAAUACAAGGCCUGAAAGGGAACAUGCUACUGGGGACGUGCUAUUGUCCUCCGAAUCAAAACACCAACAGUGACAGAGUUGCAGGAGGAAUCAAGGAGGCGUGAAGGAGAGGCAGGGCUGUAAUAAUGCGUGACUUCAAUUACCCACACAUAGACUGGGUAAAUUAACAGUCAGGUCAGGACAAAGAGGUCAAAUGUCUAGAUACACUAAAUGACUGUGGCCUAGAUCAGUUGGUCUUGCAACCAACCAGAGAGAAGGCUACCUUGGACCUAAUUCUGAGUGGCACCCAGGACCUGGUGCGUGAUGUCAGUGUCAUCGACCCUUUAGGGAACAGUGACCAUAGUGCCAUCAAAUUCAGCAUACAUGCGGGGAGAGAAUCACCAAGGAUGUCUAACAUGGAUGUUUUGAAUUUCAGAAGAGGAAACUUCUCCAAAAUGAAGAGUAUGGUGAAAAGAAAGCUGAAAGGGAAAAUUCAGGAGAGUCACUUCGCUCCAGAGUGCAUGGAGUUUACUCAAAACCACAAUACUAGAAGCCCAGUUAGAUUGUACACCCAAAAGGAGGAAAGGUACCACUAAGUCCAGGAGGAUGCCAGCAUGGCUAACGGGUACCGUCAAGGAAGCCAUAAAAGGGAAGAAGACUUCCUUCCAAAAUUGGAAGGCCUGUCCAAAUGAAGAAAACAGAAAGGAACACAAACUCCGGCAAAAGAAAUGCAAGGGAAGAGGAGGAACAGCCACUGGUGUGUCAGCAAGGCAGGUUCAGUUGCUAUCUGAAAAGCUCUUUAACUUGGAACUUUUGAAGAAACGGGAAGAGAACUUAGAAAAACAGAAAGCUGAACUUCAAAAUCAGAAAAGUACUCUGCUUGAAAUGUUUAUGGAUACAAAGAAAAAAAUGGCUAUAGAAGAAAAUAAGUUUUUGAAGGAAAUUACGGACUUCAACAAUGAGUAUGGAUUAACAUCCAAUAGGGAGCUUUUAAUUAAAAAACGAGUCAAGGCUGAAAUAUGUGAAUUAGAAGAAAAAGAAAAUGUUUUGAGAAAUGAAAUUGAAUCAAUGGAACAUGAAAAUGUUCAAUUAAAAAUGUUUCAGCAUAAGAAGAAUGAAUUAAAGCAGGAUUUAUGUACUCUCCAGAAAAAACUCAAAGAUUUUGAACAAGAAAUAAGAGAAGCAAAAAAUACCACCAAGUGUUUAGAAAAAGAAAAAAUCAAAAUUUAUGGAAAACCUCAGACUGAUGCAGAACAUAUAAGGCUUAAAAAGGAAUUGGAGAAUUACAGAGAAGAUGAAAUGGAAAAUGUCUGUGAGGCUCUUCAAACGGAAAUUGAAUUUCUGCAGAUGAAACUGUUACAAAAAAAAUCUCCAGUCAAAUAAAUAACAUAUGGUGGAUUGAUUCAAAUGUCACAGAAACAAGUCUGCACUAUUUGGGGAAAUGCUGCUUUUGUAAGCCUUUGUUACAUUUAUCAUCCUCUACAUUUCCUGCUAGUAAAACAAGGAGUCUGUUUUUCACAACACAUAUUCUUUUUCUUUUGGCUGUUCAUUAGCAUGGGUGUCUAGCAACUGUAAACAAAUAAUUUUCCUUUUGUGGAGAGAUUUUUUUGGCAGUGUUCCCAUUCCCAUAUUCAACAUAAAAGCCUUCCUCCAUUCUGUCUUUACCAGCUCUGGCAGAAGCACACAAUUCCACACAACAUGGACUGCUUGUCAUUAUUAUCUUCAUUCUAUGCAUGUCAUUUCACCUGUAUUCCAAAGGUUCUUCAGACACUCCUUGUUUUAAAUGGGAAAGGUAAAUUACAGCAAGCCCACCAAGGCAAAGCCCAAUGUUAAAGCAGAAUAAAUGUCCUAUUGAUAUUUA
This is a messenger RNA of Hemicordylus capensis (graceful crag lizard), 8051 nucleotides long. It is a transcript of the gene CCDC172, whose product is annotated as coiled-coil domain containing 172. The coding region runs from base 6797 to 7573 and encodes 258 amino acids. The record is from RefSeq and is a predicted model, not a curated record. Gene Ontology annotation, cellular component: cytoplasm. Lineage: Eukaryota; Metazoa; Chordata; Lepidosauria; Squamata; Cordylidae. The transcript has 8 exons.